Molecule: messenger RNA, 2917 nt
Organism: Xiphias gladius (swordfish)
Lineage: Eukaryota; Metazoa; Chordata; Actinopteri; Istiophoriformes; Xiphiidae
Product: homeobox protein Hox-D11b-like
Exons: 3
Coding region: 169-1104 (311 amino acids)
Biological process (GO): anatomical structure development; regulation of transcription by RNA polymerase II
Cellular component (GO): nucleus
Molecular function (GO): DNA-binding transcription factor activity, RNA polymerase II-specific; RNA polymerase II cis-regulatory region sequence-specific DNA binding
Source: RefSeq, a predicted model, not a curated record
UUUUCGGUUUAAGUUCAAAUGAAGUUUAUAUUGACUGCUGCAUUCGGGGCUGUACAGGAUACCGACUAAUUUGCGGUCCCCUCAUGUGGGAGUAGAAAAAGGGGUCAGACAUCUUCGCCCGUUUAAGAGAAUUCCUAGGUUUUGUUGGGACGGGUAUUUCAAUCAUCCAUGUAUUUACCGAGCUGCACCUAUCCGCCAAAGUCCGACUUCGGCUCCAUCGCCUCGCCGUUCUUAGGGGAGAGCGGCACAGCGUUGCUGGACCACGGCACCGCACCGGGGAGAAGACUGUCGGAGUACCGCGGCUACUGCUACCACGAGCCCCUACAGCAGUACCCACCUCCGCGCAAAUGGACCCUCUACCAGGCGAACCGCCCCCUCGCCUCCCCGCCGCCGUCCUGCUUCAACUUGCCGGGGGAAGCCGUUUACCACGAGUACCAGGGUUUGCCGUCCCCGCCGGAAACGAUCUUCAACGGCAGCGCGGACUGCUUUCUGUACGGCGGGGCGGUUUACGGCGCACCUGACCCCCGCUUUCACGCACGUGCCGUCGCCGGAGAGCCGCGGAGUUUCCCGGGCGCGUACGCGACCUACAACGCGGACUCGCAGCUCCUCUUCCCGGCAGAGCGGAACAGAAUCCUGCCGCCGGUUUUCGACCAGUUUUUCGAGAGGGCAGAGGAGGCGGAGGAUCCGAAAGCGGGCGUCGCGGCCGGGAACCAAGACGAGAAAGAGGCGAAUCGGACCGGGUGGACGAGCUGUCACAGCGGGGAGAGCGGCGCGGCGAGGGCGGGGUCACACUCACCCCCGGCUGGAAAGGAGGACCAGGAGGACGCGCCUUCAUCCGGCGGCAGUGGGGGCGACGGCAGGCAUGACCCGAAGCCUUCUGCUAAGAGGAAGAAGCGUUGCCCUUACUCCAAGCAGCAGAUCAGGGAGCUGGAGAGAGAAUUUCUGUUCAACGUUUACAUCAGCAAGGACAGACGCAUGCAGCUGUCCCGCCUCCUGCUCCUGACAGAUCGACAGGUGAAAAUCUGGUUCCAGAACAGAAGAAUGAAAGAGAAGAAGCUGAAAAGAGAGAGGCUGCAGUACUACACACCGUACCACCUGCUCUGACGGAUGGAUGAGGGCGAAGGAAGUGAACGACGGCGGCCCUUUUAAUGUGUGACUCAUUCCCAAACGGUUUAACAACUGUGCAAACUCUGUCACAGCACUUUCAUUCCAAUCACGCAGGCACGUUAAUAGAGACAUAAAUAAAGGUUAAAACUAACAAAAAAUAAUAAUAAAUCCUGUUCCCUCCAAAGGAGACCCCCAGGGCUUAGGUUUAGGCCCCAUGUUUUUCCGGAGUAGCAACAGAGCAUCAGAAACAGCAACUUCUCCUUUAAAUAGUCUGCCUCGCUCCUGAUUUUCUUGAGCUUUCAGCAGUAAAAACACUGGAAAAUGCUGCUGCUGCCUCAUUUGAGCCCGGGCCUCCCUGUCAAGUCAUGUGUCUCUGCCUUUAGGCCUUCAUGUUCUAUAAAUACUAAGAAACGAAGACAUACAUUCUUUGAAAAACUGCGUAGGGGAGACAUCAGAUACAGAUGUAGCUCCUUACAUUCAUGUCGGCGGACCCUCGUGUAUUGGAAUUCACAUUUAUGAGAAUACUUUAUUUUGUUCUUGUGUUGUGUGUUUUUUUUUCACAUUGUUUUGUGCUACUGACAAUGUAAUGGUUUGUGUGUGUGUGUGUGUGUGUAGAGUGAGUGUGUUUGUGAACUUUUAGAACAAACAACUGAACAGGUUGUGACGUUUUUUUUUUCUAUCUUUCUAUUGAUGUGCAUGAAUAACUAAUGAUAAUACAAUUAGCUCAUAAAAUCAAAUUCAACCAUCUAUUUAGCACAUGAAUAUAAUCAUUUUAGGCAAGCGCAGACAAGACAUUUGAUUUUGGCAUCUACUGCUUUUUCUGUGAUGCUUGUGCUUUGACAUUGUCCUUGCAUUUAUCGCAACAUUACACAAUUUCGAUAUCGAUAUUUAUUAUAAUUCAGUACAUGCACACUAUAAAAUAUUAAAAUAUCUGUCGACCUGAUAAGAGGAGCUUAUGACUGUGUUAUCCUAAAUUUGAUGUAAAUACUUGUAAAUAAGGUUGAAUUCUGAAAGGCACAAACCAGUUUAGAGACUUUUCAGGUUUGUUAAGAUUAGAAAAUAUUUACACACAAACCUCACAAAUAUUGUUUACCUUAAAUGAAAGUUUGUUACAAUACCGUCUGAAGCCAUACACAGGGUGUUAUCUUAAUGCUUUUAUAUAGUAAUAAAAUAAAAGGAAUAGCAUGUGUGAUCACUUCCGCAACCAAAAAAUAUAUAUAUAUACCCGGAAGCACAAUUAAAUAGGCUCACAUUUUAGGUGGAUGACACCUUAAAUCGUAAACACAACCAUGCAAAUUAAAAAGCAGGUUAUUAUGCCCCCGGGUUACAGUACAAUGAAAUGUAACAUUCAGCAGUAAAGUGUAGGACUGUCUAACUAUAGAAUAAAAUAAGUAAGAGCAGAGAACAGGUUUUCUGUCUUGUAUUCUCUCUUUUUUUUUCCACCCCGGGGUCCCGACCCAGACUUUGAACAACAUGGGACCAGACAGCAAAAUCACACAGUGAGUCCAAGGCUGCUAAUGAACCUUGAACCGCAAACCCACCACAACACAACACAACACACCGUCACAAGCGCCAUUUCCUAAACUUAAUGGCUUUUAUUGGGGCAAUACAGACGGUCUGCUGUCUCUCUCUGUCUUUGUCUCACACAUUCACUCGGCCUGUGGCUGUGCGUGAGUGGGACUGUGCAUGGGUGUGUGUUUGUGUGUGACACAAAAAGAAAGACAGGGACAUGAAAGGAGAGGUUGCGUUUCUGGUUGGAACUAAAGGCAUUCAGCCUAAUGGCCCACAAUAAACCUAACUGCAAGCCUGU